UGAGGCCAUUUUUUGAAAAAAAAAUUAGAUUUUCCUGAAAAUUCAGUUUCAUAUAUUUCAUAACAAUAUUUAUUUAUAUAAAACGAAUUCAAUAAGUCUUAUCAUAUAAUUUUAAACUUUAUUCAUAUUGCAAUAUACAUGUUAUUAUUAGUAUGACAUUUCAUUCUACGUCAAUGUCAUUUGUGUAAUUUUUAGGUGUGAUUCUCAAAUUAUUCUUAGAAGUUACAAUUAUCUCAAAAAAGUAUCUUCUUUAAAAAAAUGCAUUUGUGACUAUCACACAUAUCGAUUCGGCAUUAUACUUACAAAUAAUUGUUAAAACGAAUUAUUCUGUAGGUAAUUUAUAUUUCUCUAAAAUACGAAAUCUAUUUUCGUUGAUCCUAGCAUUAAUUACAAAUGGCAACUGGCACUACUUUGCAAAAAGCUAUCGAAUUAGUCACAAAAGCAACAGAAGAAGAUAGGAACAAGAAUUAUGAAGAAGCUCUCCGAUUAUAUGAACACGGUGUUGAAUAUUUUUUACAUGCCAUAAAAUAUGAAGCACAAGGUGAAAAGGCUAAAGACAGCAUUAGAGCCAAAUGUGUUCAAUAUUUAGAAAGAGCUGAAAAAAUUAAAGAAUCUAUAAAAAAAGGAAAAAAGAAGCCAGUUUUAGAUGGUGGAUCGUCCAAAGAAGACAAAAAGAGUGAUAGUGAUGAUGAAGAUGAGGAUCCAGACAAAAAGAAACUUCAGAGCAAAUUAGAAGGCGCUAUAGUUGUUGAGAAACCUCAUGUUAAGUGGAGUGAUGUUGCAGGUCUUGACGCUGCUAAAGAGGCUUUGAAAGAAGCUGUUAUUCUUCCCAUCAGAUUUCCUCAUCUUUUUAGUGGAAAACGGGUACCAUGGAAGGGAAUUUUAUUGUUUGGGCCACCUGGAACAGGUAAAUCAUAUUUGGCAAAAGCAGUAGCCACAGAAGCGAAUAACUCGACAUUCUUCUCGGUUUCUUCAUCUGAUUUGGUUUCAAAAUGGUUGGGUGAAUCAGAAAAAUUAGUGAGAAAUCUUUUUGAAUUAGCACGGGCACAGAAACCGAGCAUUAUAUUUAUUGAUGAGAUAGAUUCUCUAUGUUCAUCUCGUUCUGAUAAUGAAUCAGAAUCAGCCAGAAGAAUCAAAACGGAAUUUUUGAUACAAAUGCAAGGUGUUGGUCAUGAUACUGAGGGCAUAUUAGUUUUGGGCGCUACAAAUAUUCCUUGGGUGUUAGAUUCGGCUAUUAGAAGAAGAUUUGAGAAGAGGAUCUACAUCCCUCUACCAGAAGAGCCUGCUAGAGCAGUAAUGUUCAAGUUGCAUUUAGGUAAUACUCAUACGGAAUUAACUGAAGAAGACAUUAAGGAAUUAGCUGCUAGAACCGAAGGUUAUUCUGGUGCUGAUAUAAGUAUUGUUGUACGAGAUGCACUAAUGCAGCCAGUUCGUAAAGUGCAAACAGCAACUCACUUCAAAAAGAUCCGUGGUCCUUCUCCAUUAGAUCCUAACACCAUCGUGGAUGAUUUAUUACUUCCAUGUUCGCCGGGAGAUCCUGGAGCUGUAGAAAUGUCCUGGAUGGAUAUACCUAGUGAGAAAUUAGCAGAACCACCCGUAACAAUGAAUGACAUGAUGAGGUCAGUGGCUACAUCAAAACCAACAGUUAAUGAAGAUGAUCUCACGAAACUUAAAAAGUUCAUGGAAGAUUUUGGUCAAGAGGGGUAAAAUAUGCGUUGAUUUAUUUUUUAAGGGUCAUAUUCUUGUAUUAUAUUUUUAUUUAAAAAAAAUCACACAACCCUACAAAAUCUGCAUUAAUUGUUUGAAGAUUAUUAGAAAAAAAAACAGAUUUUAUCUUAAUGCUUUACAAUUUUUAUUUUUUUAAUAAAGGAUCUUUUUUUAUAUUACCGCCUUAUUAUAAAGUAAGAUAGUUGAUAUUUGUAUCCAUAACUUAUAAAUUAUAUAAAAAAUUAUGUUUUUAGAACGUUCAUUGUAUAAAAAGAAUAUUAAAAUGCUUAAAUUUGGAACAACUGGCUUAUAUACAUAAAUACGCAGUGUCGUAUCCAAAAUUAAUAUUUGAGGGAUUGUGAUGAUGAAAAAAAAUUACUUCCCCAAUCAUUAUUAAACCGGAUAACUUAUAUUCGAUAAAUAGUUUUUAUAUGAUAAAAUUCGAUAUAAAGUAUGUACGUCCAGCUAGAAGGACCAUUAUUGGUUACAAUUAUUAUUAUUCCCUUUAUAAAUGUUCGUCCAUAUUUGGAUACUCCACUGUAAAAUUUUGUAUUGAAAAUUUGUUAAUCCAUUGUGUUUCAAUAUAGUUAUUUUUUUAAGUUA
This is a messenger RNA of Diorhabda carinulata, 2310 nucleotides long. It is a transcript of the gene Vps4, whose product is annotated as vacuolar protein sorting-associated protein 4. The record is from RefSeq and is a predicted model, not a curated record. The transcript has 7 exons. The coding region runs from base 394 to 1707 and encodes 437 amino acids. Lineage: Eukaryota; Metazoa; Arthropoda; Insecta; Coleoptera; Chrysomelidae. Gene Ontology annotation, molecular function: ATP binding; ATP hydrolysis activity. Gene Ontology annotation, biological process: endosomal transport; vacuole organization.